Caenorhabditis angaria is the source of this 972-nucleotide messenger RNA. Lineage: Eukaryota; Metazoa; Nematoda; Chromadorea; Rhabditida; Rhabditidae. The record is from the annotation of a GenBank genome assembly.
AUGAUGAAACUAUUUGUCUUCGCUUCCCUUGUUGCAAUCGCAUUUUGCGCACCACGUGAAAAACGACAAUUGUCAGUGAGCACAAUUGCUGUGACUGGAGCUGGAGGAAGUCAAGGAUGUGUUGUAACUGGAAAUGUUUUGUAUGCAAAUGGUAUCAAAUUGAGAGAUUUGACGGCUGCUGAACAAACCGAAUUGACCACUUACCAAACUGAAGUUGAGCAAUAUAAAAAUGUAAGUUAGAUGAGGCGAAAAAUUGAACUACAGACUCAGAAUUUCUUGUUGGGGAUUACUGUAGCUAAAUAUAGAUAUUUGAUCCAAUUUUCGAUCUUUUUGGAUAAGAAAUUUCUGAGAGAUAUCCAAAAGAAUCAAGCCAGAAAAAAUGUUGAAUUUAAUAAUUUUCUUUUCAUUUUCAUUAUUCUAUUUUUUCAGCAACUCCGUGAGAUUUUGAACCAACGUCGUGAAAACUUGAAGAGCCGUUUGAUGAGCCGUGGACAACCACAACAACAGCAACAACAACAAAAUAACCAAGUUGACAACGAAGAAAACCUUCCAAAAGCCCCAGAAAAGCCAUCAUUCUGCACAGCUGAAGAAACAACUCAAUAUUAUUUCGAUGGAUGUAUGGUUCAAAAUAACAAAGUCUACGUUGGUGGACAAUUUGCUCGUGAUCUAUCUUCUGAUGAACAAUCACAACUCAAAACUUUCGAUACUGAACAAACUGCUUAUCAAAAGGCUGUUCAAGCUCAAAUGCAAACUGUAAGUUUUUUUUAAUUUUAACCCAACUUCAGAUAGAUAAUAAUUCAUUUUCAGCAAGUUCGUGGACUCUUCGGUGGUUCUGAUUUCUUGUCUGCUUUGUUUGGCGAAGAUUCUGGAGUCAAUCAACAACAAGCAGUUGCUACAACUCCAGCUUCGACUGGAACCUCAACUUUGCCACCAAAACCAACUGUUCCACAAUUCUGCACUGCUAUCUAUUAA